AUCGACGUAAACACGUGCACUUCCAUGGUUACAGGUUUCUCUUUUUUCUUCUCCACCAUCCGUCUCCCUUUAUCGCAUUAUUCCCUGACAACUGCAGCGAUGGCGGAACCCGUGGCAUCGGACGCAAUAGCAACAACAGACGCAGCUCUUUCUCCGGCUGUAAGCCCGGGUUCGGAGCCUCCAUCCAUGGCGCUCUCUCCUUCUGCAGGCGGCUCCCAGCGGCUUCUUUUCUCCCACGAUUUGGUGUCAGGUCGGUAUCGCGACUUGGUCCGGUUCGGCCUAGUCAGAAUGAUACAAGGCGAGGAGGAGUUUGAUUCAGACUCGGACCUCGACGAUGGCGGAGGUAGAGGCGGUGUAGGAGGUGGCUGUAUACCCUGUAACUCGGACACCGAGAGCAGUGUUGUGGACAGCCUGGCACCUCUGGGAAGGGGUUUUGUCCGGGUGCAGUGGUACCCAGAAGGAGGGAAGCAAGACAUACGGGAAACAAAGCUGAAACUUGUAGAUCGAUCCAUCGUUAUCCGAGACAUUGUGCGGCGGAUGAAUUCUAACGACAACCAGUGUGGCAUCGUGACCGACAUCGACAUAGAGUGUGCUGUAAAACUAGUGGGGACCAACUGUGUCCUGUACCCCGUCAACAGUAAAGACCUACAUCACAUCUGGUCUUUCAUGUAUGGGGACUACAUAGCCUACGACUUCUGGCUGGGGAAGGUGUAUGACCUGACCAACCACAUCAUCCUCAAGCUGUCCAAUGGAGCCAGGUGUUCCAUGAAUGUGGAGGACGGCGCCAAGCUGUACGACGUCUGUCCUCACGUCAGUGACUCGGGUCUGUUCUUCGAAGAGGCCUACGGUUUCUACCCAGGCCAGGUGCUGAUCGGGCCAGCCAAAGUCUUCUCCAAUGUCCAGUGGCUCUCCGGGGUCAAGCCCGUACUCCGUAAGAAGAGCAAGUUCAGGGUGGUGGUCGAAGAGGUCCAGGUGGCGGAGCUGAAGGUGACGUGGAUCACCAAGAGUUACUCCCCCAAGGGCACGGACAGCGUCUACCCCCCUCCUUCUACCAUCUCCCAGGAGAACCUCUGCAGAGUGAAGCGUCUGGGCUACUACGACCACACCCAGAGGCAGCUGGGGGAGAGGGCCCUGUACGUGUUCCCAGCCAAGGGAGACACCACACACAUCACCUGUGAGUGGCCCGACGGAGCCCCCGGACUCCCAGAGGACCCCGUAGCCAGGAAGUUGAAAAGAAUGUUCAAGAAGGAGUUGUUAGGGAAGAAGCCCAGUGAAAAUGCAGACACACAAGGUGCCAACCAGCACUCCACGGACAGCCUUGACGGUGACCUCAAGCCUGACAACACCCACCCAGACUCCACCAACCACACCGCGCUCCCCCGUCCUCACCACCCCAACAACGGCCCCAACCACACCCUCCAGCCCUCGCCCCUAUGCCCUCCCCCCUCUGACCCAUGGCCCGAGCCCGCGGAGCAGGAUGCAGACGAUGAGGCGGGGGCGGAGGACACGGACGACACGUUGUCGCUGACGUCGUCGGCGAGUAGCACCGCGUCGUCGCAGAGCGGCGGUCUGGGGGGCCUGAACAGGAAGAAGAGCAUCCCACUGUCCAUCCGCAACCUGAAAAGGAAGCACAAGAAAAAGAGGACCAAGUUCUCCCGCGAGUUUAAGCCCGGUGACAGGGUAGCGGUAGAGGUUGUGUCCACCAAGACCUCGGCCGACGUCCUCUGGAAGGACGGCCGCAUGGAGACACUCAUCCGCUCCAAUGACCUCAUCCCCAUCCAGCACCUGGACAACCACGAGUUCUGCCCCGGAGACUUUGUUGUCGACAAACGACCCCAAGCCCCUACGGACCCAGGCGUGUACGGGGUCAUCCAGUCGGGCGACCACAAGGGCAGGACGUGUGCCGUGAAGUGGAUCAAACUCAACGCCUCCAGCGACAACGUAGAGGUCAUAGGAGAAGAGGAGGAUGUUAGUGUGUACGACAUCGCCGACCACCCAGACUUCCACUUCCGUACCACUGAUAUCGUUAUCAGGAUAGGGAACUCUGAGAACGAGCGGAAUACAGAGUGUGAGAACGAUACGUCAGUAGGCCAGGUCUUCAGAGUGGACGUGAGCAGCAAGGUGGAGGUGGUGUGGGCUGACAACUCCAUGACCAUCGUCCUGCCACAGCACCUGUACAACGUGGAGUCUGAGAUUGAGGAGACUGACUAUGACUCUGUAGAGGAGAGCAGCAGUGGCCUGUCCACGGAGGAGUGGGAGGACGAGAGCGACAGCUGGGAGACUGAUAACGGCCUGACUACCAACGAGGACGACCAGCACCCCGCCAAUGAGGACACCGCCACCCUGGCCCCCACCGGCCCCAGCCCCUUCAUCAUCCCCCCCGGGAAGGGUGGCAAAGCAGGGGCCACCACCCCCACCAAGCCCCCUAACGCCAUAGAGGACCAGGAGGGAGCUGGGGCUAUAGCCAGCCCAGGUGCCGGUGCUGGAGGAACCACCCCUGGAGCAGGAGGGGGUGAUGCUGCAGAGAAGCUCCCCGGGAAAGACUGCACGCCGCGGGGCUUCCGCGAGCUCAAGGAGGCCCUGAAGAUCCUGGAGAGCCUGAAGAACAUGACCGUGGAGCAGCUAUGGACGGGCGGCUCGCCUACCUCGCCCACAUCCGGUGCCACGCCCUCUGCCAACGGGACUAACGCCAACACCGCCACUGCCGUCACGCCAGAGAAACCCACCAAGGAGAAGCGCUUCCUGGAUGACAUCAAGAAGCUUCAGGAGAACCUGAGAAAGACCCUGGACAAUGUGGCCAUCGUGGAGGAGGAGCGGAUGGAGGCGGUGGUGGAGGCCGGAGGAGGCGGCGCAGGAGGAGGUGGGAGUACGGAAGCAGGAGAAAGAGGGGGUGAAGAAAGGCCCCAGGAGGAGGUGGCGAAGACGCCAGGCGCGGCACCAGAGUGGCCCAGCGAUACGCCUGUCCUGUGCCAACAGAGUGGUGGCAAGCCCGGCGUCACCUUCACCAGUGCCAAGGGAGAGGUGUUCUCUGUGCUGGAGUGGUCACCAGACACCCACACCUUUAAGAAGAUGGAGUUCCAGCCGGCCGAGGCCAAGAAGUUUUUCAGCACCGUGAGGAAGGAGAUGGCUCUGCUGGCCACCUCGCUGCCCGACGGCAUCAUGGUGAAAACCUUCGAGGACCGCAUGGACCUGUUCUCAGCUCUGAUCAAGGGGCCCACGCGCACCCCUUACGAGGACGGCCUGUUCCUCUUCGACAUCCAGCUGCCAAACAUUUACCCGUCGGUACCGCCCCUCUUCCGCUACCUGUCACAGUGCAGCGGGCGCCUCAACCCCAACCUCUACGACAACGGCAAGGUCUGCGUCAGCCUGCUGGGCACCUGGAUCGGCAAGGGUACAGAGAGGUGGACCAGCAAGUCUAGCCUGCUGCAAGUGCUCAUCUCCAUCCAAGGCCUGAUCCUGGUCAACGAGCCCUACUACAAUGAGGCAGGUUUUGACAGUGACCGGGGCCUGCAGGAAGGCUAUGAGAACAGUCGCUGCUACAACGAGAUGGCCCUCAUCAAGAUGGUGCAGUCCAUGACCCAGCUGCUGCAGACUCCCAUAGAGGUGUUCCAGCAGGAGAUCCGGCAGCACUUCACCUCCAACGGCUGGCGCCUGGUGCACCGCCUGGAUGCCUGGCUGGAGCUCCACGAGCUAGCCGAGAGGGGCCCUCCGCCAAGACCAUCCCGGGACAGGCCUCCCUCAGUGGGUCCUCUAGACGAGACGCUCCCCUUGGAUCUUCUGGCCCACAGCACCCCCAACAAGCACCAGGGCACCGGGGAUGAAGAGCUGGAGGACUCUGGCCUAAGCUUUUCCACCACCGCCGCCUCCCAGCAGGAGCUCAGCCAGAACUUGGACUGCGACGGCACCGUCUCGGCCAGUGAGGUGGCCAGUGAGGUGGCCGGGGCGAGCGUGGUGGUCUCCGGGUCGGUUAGGGGGGCCGCCUCAGACUCUGCGGGCGGUAGCCAGCCGGCGGUGCGACCAAAGAAGCGCAGGAAGAGCUACCGGAGCUUCCUGCCCGAGCGGAGUGGGUAUCCAGACAUUGGCUUCCCACUCUUUCCUCUCUCCAAGGGCUUUGUGAAGAGUGUGCGCUGCGUGCUGCUGCAGUACCGGGCCGCCCUGGCCGCCACCUCCAUCCCCGACCACGUAGAGGACAAGUAAGUGACUAGUGACUCCCCCAACGCCCACCACCACCUCAAUCCUCAGCCCACCCUCCAAGAGCUGCACUGUGCCCUCAAUGAUCUCCCAAAUAGCCCCUGUACCCUCUGAUCCCCCUUGCCCAGCUGCUGCCCAGUGCCCCUGCCCCUCGGCCAUCUAUCUAGUGCACUCUUGCCCCCCCCUCUCCUCCCUCAGACCACUAGAAGCUAACUUGGUGUAUGCGCUUUCCUUCAGUGUCCAGAGUCCAGACAGAGGCCAGAUGUGAAGGGAGAGGAGUGGGAGUGUCUUAUGGAGAUCUAAGCCACGGACCAUAAGCACCCUCCCCCAUAUUGGACCUUCUGAGCUCUCAUGGACACACAGACAAGGAGCGAGAGCCUCGACUGGAAGGCAGCGCCACACGUCUGCCCCUCGUGGGCCCUGACGGACGAGGGAGGAGGAAGGAGAGGAGGAGAGAUGCAGAGAAGCUGGUUUGUUUAAAAAAAGGUGCUAUUGACUUGCAUCGUCUAUAGCUGCUGUAAGGGGAAGUGGAAUUACCUGAAGAGAGACAUUCUUUGUCGAAUUGGCGCCACAAAUUAAAAUGUUACUCCGCUGUGUCAAUUUGAUCUAAAAAACGAAAUGGAGACAGUAGCCAUGGCGUCCUGGAAUCUGCAGGGUCAAAAAGUGCAACCUGGAUUGAUUUUCUAAGCUGGGUUUUCUCUGAACUACGUUUCCCAGUAUGCCUGGCUCCUUUGACCCUAGCGGGCACCCUUAGUACUGCUCCUGUGCCCCGUUACCACCCUGCACUCUCCAAUCAACAGACAAUCUCGGCAGGGCUGGGCACCUUUUGACAUGCUGACAUAUUGAGUUUCUUUUUAAAGUAGAUGUUACUGGGUGUUUGCUUUUUGCCCUGCUCCUGUUGUUCUUUCUCGCUUUAGAGACACACACACACUAUCUGAAUGUUAUUAAACUGCCCACCUACAACCGCUUCACUCUGCUAUGCCCUUGCUGGUUUCCUCGCCAAUCGCUCGCACCAAAACAUGCCGUUGCAGAAACACUUGAGUGACAAGUUUACAUACUAAUCACCACUUCUGGAUGUUAUCUACACUACUAGGCCCUACGGUACAUUGCUGGCUCUAGAGGAGUGCAGUUACAUGUAACUAUAUGAAGGACAGUCUGUUUCCUCUAGGUAAGGUCAAAUGAGCUCUUUAAUAUCUUUGACUGUAGAGCGUUUCCAUUCUAAGACUUGAUAACUUUCUGACACUGUACAGACUUUUUUUUUUUUUUAAGUUAUCACCCAUUUCGGUCUUAAGACUUUUUUUCUUUUCUUCAAGGGAUCAAGGCUAGGUUGAAAUUAUACAGUGUAAGGCAGUGUUCGAAAAACACAUUCAUUGGACCAGCACAGUUGCUGAUUCUACAGGAUUAGUAUUGAAAACGUGACCAGUGGCUGUAGAUAAUUUGAGAAGAAAAAAACGUUUAAAUGAAUAGAAUGACAGAAACAUGAGUUGAGUAGUUAGCUGAAAUUCACUACGAUUGUGUUUAUUUUCCACUAUGAUGCCCGCAAUUUCUGUACUGCUAACAUUAACUUCCAUUAAUUUUCGCUCUGGCGCUGGUUCAAUUUAAUGUUUAUUUUCUAAUUCUUCUCCAUAGAAUUAUUACGUUGUCUUAACCUUCUCCAUCUUCAAGGUAGUGACCUUUUUUCCUUUCUUGCAGCUUUCAUUGACCUUUGAGCCACUUAAAGGCUGGCUGUUCAGAAUGGUCCUCCAGAGCUAUCCCCCAAUCCCCUCUUCUGCUCACUCAUUAGGCUCACUCAUUAGAGGUGGGGCCACAACAGUGCACAUGACACAAGUAAAAAUGUGAUCUAUUCCAUCACUAAAUGAGUCUUAUCUCAACAUGUUGCCUUACUUGAAUUGUUCUUCUUAUUAAUAUAUUAUCAGACCCUAUGUACAGAGCUGCUUGUUACCCCGGCCUGAUACCCACGACAUUCACCCCCAUUCCAGUGUUCAGAGGUUGGUUGUCUAACAUCAGAUCUGGGGUCAGCUUUCCCUGGACUUGUGCUUAAUUUAACCAUUCGGAGGAAGGAAAAAUGAAUAAUAAAUAUAACAAAAUAACUGAUCCCAGAUCUGUUUUGACAAUGGCAACAGCCCACAAGUUGAAUGAUAAAGUUACACUGUUUCAGCCACUGUAUUCCAGUGUUACUCUCAACUGCUGUUUUUUCGGUGAUGGAGAUUGAUAGAAGUUUGUAGACAGAUUGAGUGUGGAUGCAGAAGCUUAUACUUGAUUUGGUUUUGUUUUUGCCCUUUUGCCAUGAGCACGAUGGAGUGUCACUGUCCCCAAGAUCGGAGUGCUGUCCUGUUCUCUUUCAUUUUCCCAGUUUAAAGGGUGAAUGAUACACUUUUGACAAUAUGGCCUCUGGCAUAGUCAUGCUUGUAUUUUGUGAUAUUACUUUUAUAUUUCUUUAAAUUAUUGCUGGUUUGUUUAUACUUGCUUGAAUUGGGUAAAAAUGUUCAGUGUUCUAAACUCAGCAAAAAAAGAAACCUCACUGUCAACUGCAUUUUUAUUUUCAGCAAACUUAACAUGUGUAAAUAUUUGUAUGAACAUAAGAUUCAACAACAGACAUAAACUGAACAAG
Molecule: messenger RNA, 6802 nt
Organism: Oncorhynchus tshawytscha (Chinook salmon)
Lineage: Eukaryota; Metazoa; Chordata; Actinopteri; Salmoniformes; Salmonidae
Product: (E3-independent) E2 ubiquitin-conjugating enzyme UBE2O-like
Exons: 20
Coding region: 25-4197 (1390 amino acids)
Source: RefSeq, a predicted model, not a curated record